This is a messenger RNA of Medicago truncatula (barrel medic), 1673 nucleotides long. RefSeq names its product DUF21 domain-containing protein At4g14240. The transcript is spliced from 13 exons. The record is from RefSeq and is a predicted model, not a curated record. The coding region runs from base 120 to 1508 and encodes 462 amino acids. Gene Ontology annotation, cellular component: cytoplasm. NCBI's taxonomy places the organism in Eukaryota, Viridiplantae, Streptophyta, Magnoliopsida, Fabales, Fabaceae. Gene Ontology annotation, biological process: intracellular manganese ion homeostasis; magnesium ion homeostasis.
AAAAGUGGGAAAGAAAGGUUUAUCUUUAUCACAAAAGAGAAUUAUUAAUCAUCACCUUGGAUCCUAACCCGAACCAGAUAGACAGAUAGAUACAAAAGUGAAGGAACAGACAUACACGUAUGACGUAUGGAACCAUUUUUAAAGCGUUGACUAUUAGUAGUGACUACCUUGCUCUCGCCAACGAAGGCAUACCUUUUGGUUCUGCAACAUGGAUUGCUUACGCCGGAAUAUGCUGUUUUCUUGUUCUCUUUGCCGGAGUCAUGUCCGGUCUCACACUUGGUCUCAUGUCUCUCAGUCUUGUAGACCUCGAAAUUCUUGAACGUAGUGGUUCUCCUUCUCAGAAAAAACAAGCUGCAAUCAUUCUUCCCGUGGUUAAAAAACAACACCAGCUUCUUGUUACUUUGCUUCUCUGUAAUGCUGUUUCUAUGGAGGCUCUUCCUCUAUACCUAGAUAAACUCUUCAAUCAAGUUCUUGCUAUCAUUCUCUCUGUUACUUUCGUUCUUUUUUUCGGUGAGGUUAUUCCACAAGCAAUUUGUAGUAGAUAUGGUCUUGCUGUAGGUGCCAACUUUUCAUGGCUUGUGCGUAUUUUAAUGAUUAUAUGCUACCCUCUUUCGUAUCCGGUUGGAAAGGUUCUGGAUUACCUAUUGGGGAACGACGAGGCUUUAUUUAUGCGUGCUCAGUUAAAAGCUCUUGUCUACAUUCAUGGCAUGGAGGCUGGGAAAGGGGGCGAACUUACACAUGAUGAGACAACAAUUAUCAGUGGAGCACUUGAUUUGACCGAAAAGACUGCUGAGGAGGCUAUGACUCCUAUCGAAUCAACAUUUUCUUUAGAUGUUAAUUCAAAGUUGGACUGGGAGGCAUUGGGAAAGAUUCUUGCCCGUGGGCACAGCCGAGUUCCUGUCUAUUCUGGAAAUCCCAGGAAUAUUAUCGGGCUUUUAAUUGUAAAAAAUCUUCUUACUGUUAGACCUGAAACAGAGACCCCUAUCAGUGCAGUAUCAAUCCGGAGAAUACCACGGGUUCCAUCUGAUAUGCCUCUAUACGAUAUACUGAACGAGUUCCAAAAGGGAAGUAGUCAUAUGGCUGCUGUUGUGAAGACUAGGGGAAAAGGCAAAGAAACUCCACAGCUAAUUGAUGAAGAGAAAUUUGAUGCAAAAAAAAGUGUUGGCGGGGAUUCACAGUUAACUACUCCAUUGCUACAAGAACUGGAUUCAAAAUCAGAAAAUGUUGUUGUUGACAUUGACAAGCCUUCAAAACUUACCAGCGCUCCUUCCGAAAAUAUUGAUGGUGAAGUGAUUGGUAUUAUCACUUUGGAAGAUGUAUUUGAAGAACUUCUGCAAGAAGAAAUUGUGGAUGAGACGGAUGAAUAUGUUGACGUUCAUAACAGAAUACGUGUUGCAGCAGUUGCAGCUGCUUCCUCAAUGGCACGAGCUCCAUCAAUCCGAAAAUUGACCGGCCAAAAGGGAGUAGGAGGCCAGAGUAAGCCAGUGCAAAUUUCAAAGUUAUCUUGAGAGGAAAAUGGAUUGAAUUCUACAAGAUAACAAGGCAUGGGGCCUAUUUAAGUCAUUUGAUCUUGUGUAUUAAUCUAAAACUUUCUUUUUUGAAAGUGCUUAAAUUCAUUUUUGUUCUUGUAGAAGCUUAAUUUGAAUAAAAAUAUAUGGUUUAUUAAACAAAAA